Molecule: messenger RNA, 4353 nt
Organism: Bufo bufo (common toad)
Lineage: Eukaryota; Metazoa; Chordata; Amphibia; Anura; Bufonidae
Gene: ZNF217
Product: zinc finger protein 217
Exons: 6
Coding region: 348-3323 (991 amino acids)
Biological process (GO): regulation of DNA-templated transcription
Cellular component (GO): nucleus
Molecular function (GO): DNA-binding transcription factor activity, RNA polymerase II-specific; RNA polymerase II cis-regulatory region sequence-specific DNA binding
Source: RefSeq, a predicted model, not a curated record
GCCAGGAAGUACAAGACAGCGCACAGCCUCCCAAAUAUGAGAAGAAGAACAACGCCAGCCGCUGCGGGAGGAGGAGGCGGCAGGUAGAGGGCUCCCGCACACUGCAGGUCUGGGUGUUAUGGAGUAUUCCUUGACUCUUCAUCUUGCAUCUGAGGAAGAUGUAGGUAUUGACUAAAGACUAUUCCCUUGAUCCUGCCCAAGCCAUUUGUGGCCUAAAGACCCCCUCCAUCUCUGAUUAGUGCCUUAACAGCAACACUUGGGCUCCCCUGAAUGAGUGCAUCACCCAUCUCUGCUGUGAUCUAAAAGGGGCUAAGUUGGCUUAUUGUGUCCUAAAACUGGUAGCAACCAUGCCCAUUCAGUCCCUCGCUGAAUUUGUUGAAGGUCCUGACGGCAUAGGUAGCUCUGUCUGCUCCCAAAUGGAAAGCUCUCGUUCAUCCCGGGCUAUGAAGCGACGAAAUGCAAUCUCCCAGAAAACAAUGCAGGAAAGUUUUCUGAUACAAGCUGAGGGGGAUGUGACUUUUGACUGUAUAUUUUGUAAUGAGUCCUAUAAACAUCAUGAAGAUCUUGGAAAGCAUGUUCUGACUCGGCAUAGACCAACUUUAUGUGAGCCCACUGUUCUUUGUGUGGAGGCAGAGUAUCUUGGCCCUGAAGACAAGCGCAGGAAGAGUGCCGGGGGGUCUGCAAAGGAGGAUAAGGAUGACAAUGAAGGGUCAGACUGUGAGGUGUGUGGUCAGACCUUUAAUGAUUCAACAGACUUAGAAACCCACAUGAAGAGGCACAAGGAUUCCUUCACAUACUCUUGCAAUAUUUGUGGUAGGAGAUUUAAAGAGCCUUGGUUUCUCAAAAACCAUAAGCGGACCCAUUCCAGCCGAACAGGAUGGAGAAAUAAACAGGUGGUUAUGGAGACCCCCAUCACCAUAAAUGAGAUUGUCCAAGAGCAAGUGGCCAAAAAUGUCACCUCACCCUAUAAGCUGUGCAUGGUAUGUGGCUUCUUCUUUCCUGACAAAGAGUCCCUGUUGGAUCAUAGUAAGAUUCAUAUCAAAGGAUUGAAGCUGGGGACUUGUGAGGAGUCUGCUACCAAGGAGGAACCAGAUGAUGUCCCCAAAGAAGACUUCCUAAACCUCUUAAAUCUAAAGCCCUCAAAGCCACCUGCCAAAAACCCUGAACAAUCCCGCAAAUGGAUUGGAGAACUGGACCCUUUCAACACCUACCAAGCUUGGCAGCUGGCAACUAAAGGCAAAGUGGCCUUAGGCUUUGGUCGUGUGAAGGAGCCCUUCUUUGAAGUCAACUUGGAAACUGAUUCUGACAAGGAUGAGAUCACUGAUGUUUGGAAUACAGGAAAGAUGAAUCAGUCUGUUCUCUUGGGUGAGACAGACACUACUAAAGGUAAAGACUGUGCGGGAGCCACGCAGGCACAGGGACUUGAUGAGCCUAAAAACGGGAAUACGGAGGAGGAAAGAAAGGUUCAAGGGGUGCAGGAUAAGACCCCAUUCUGUUCUGACUGUGGGAAGUGGUUUAAGACCUACCAACAGCUGGUAAUGCAUUCUCGUGUACACAGGAAGGACAGGAGUGAUUCAGAGUCCUCAACCAUGAGUAACAUUGAAGGACUGCUGUCUGCCAGCUCUCCAGAAACUCCAGCCAGUGUGGAGGAUCAGGAGACAGUUAAGAUGGAGGAUGAAUCUGACUCAGGAGAUGAUCAAACAAAUGAAAAAAUUGAUGAUGGACAAGCAAUCUCUAAAACCAAAGGCCUUCCAGCUUCCAGGGAAUGCAGUUUCUGUGGAAAGAGCUUUCGCUCAAACUAUUACCUCAAUAUUCAUCUCAGGACUCAUACAGGUGAAAAGCCAUACAAAUGUGAAUUUUGUGAUUAUGCUGCUGCACAGAAAACAUCCCUGAGGUAUCACUUGGAGAGACACCACAAAUUUAAGCCUGGAGAAUCUAAUGCUCUUGUGAGAAGCCUCAGUAAAAGUUUACAACUACUUAAGAGGUCCCCAGAUCCUCCUCCUGCCAACAUGCAGGAAAACAAAGUGUCCCAGACACCCAUAACUGAUACCAAAGAGGACACUUUGCUCUCCAAACCCCCCAAGAGGAUGUCAGCCCUGCGUAAUAAACUGGUGAACACAAAGCAACUCUUCCAAGGGGAGGCAAAAGCCACUGUCAAGCAGGAGCCAGAAAAGUCUGUGCUGGAGGAGGAGCUGCCAAGGACUCCCAUUAUGGAGGACAUUUCAUUGGCUUGUGAUGAAACGCUUGACUUAGAAAUGUGCUCAUAUGAAGAGACCUCUGUGGAAAGCCAAGUCUUUACACCUAAUAUACCAGAUGAUUUAGAGCCUGUUCCUUUGGACUUGUGUAUAAAAGCUAAGGACGUACCUGCCACUUUAUAUAAUGGUGCCUUAUUGUUAGUGCGUACCUGCCCGUACUGCACUUACAAAACCUUAUACCCCGAGGUGUUAAUCCUACACCAGAAACUGAUCCACAAACAAAAUUAUGACCUUCUCCACAAACCUGGCAGCAGCAGGAGUAAAAACCCAGGUCUUGUCAUAAAAAUCAGGCGCACCGGUUGUCCCCCGGCUCUACAAGGGGUUGAUGUGUCACCUAUGCAGCUGGAUGGUGCUAGGUUAAAAGGGUCUCCCCCAACGAAUACAAAGACUCUGAACCAAGAGAAACCUAAACGGGCACCUGCCCAGACAAACAAGACCACAAAAUCAGAAACAGACUGUAAGAGUGAGCAAGAGAAUAAGCUUCAAAGUGGCCAGCAAGUCGGCAGCUAUAGGUGCCUGCAGCCUGAUCUACAAGGAAUCACCCACUUGUUAGAAAGGAUGCAGCAUCCUGAACAGAACUGUCCUCCGUGGGCCUCUUCCCCCAACCCACAAACCAGCAAUGUAAGCAUGAAUGGCUCAGAGCACUCUUAUCGUAUGAUCUCGUCACUGUUUACAGAGCACCCAUUUGCCAGAGCCACUCAUCUAGAGCUUGGGGAGCCCUUCACAAAGAGAGCCAAACAUGGUAUGUUAAGCUCUGCUUCCAGCAGCAACUAUGCCAGUGCAGAGAUGCUUAAGAGACUUCACCACAGCCAAGUGAACAUGCACAAUCUCGAGAGGCCCCCAAUCAAGUCGGGUCCAGCAGUACUAAGCAAUCUGCUGUAUCCAUAUGAGGUUGAUCCACAUUGGAGCCUGUUGAAGUCUUACGAGCAGCCACCGGCUGGAGCACCGUUUGCUAUUAGCAAUCCUUCCCUGAAUCAGGGGUCUUCUGCAUCUAUUGAUGUAAAACAGAGCUCGCUAUAUCGUCGGAUAUCCAAGCGAGGUUUUGGACCAAACGACAAGAGGCCUUAAUCUUAGUGUUAGGAGGGGCCUGGAAGAUCCUAGAGCAUUCCACAGACAUUCACAAGCUGCUACAUAUCAUUCAAAAAGUGUCCCUGAACUCUACAGAAACUGUGAAUGUGCUUUCAAGUGACACUAGAACUUUUAUUUUUCCUUCUUAAGAUGCCGGACGACAUGUACUGUAGUCUAGCCUCUGGGAAUGCUCACUGUAUGGAGAUUUAUAUUUUUGUUUAUCCCACAUGAAAACUGUGGGAGAUGGAAAUUUACUUGAGAAGCCCCUGGCAUUUUCUAUUUUUAUUUUUGGGGCUGUGUUUUGUGGGUGAAUAGCUGGGAUUAUUAGAUAUUUUUCACAUCUCUGUACUAUUGAUUUUUGCCACAAAUUAAAUGGUGAAGACGUUCAGACAGACUUUGUGUGUACAUACUUACCUCCAAGGGCAUCGUCUGCCCUUCUUGCCUUAACCUGAUGCUGUUCCAGGCUUGUUUUCCAUGUAAUUCCCAUCAGUUCACAUGGUCACAAUUUUUUAUAAUUUUUUUAUUUUAUUUUUUUAUUUCAGUUCUCAAAUUAAAAUGAGGGGCAAAAAGUUGAACUUUAUGCCCCUGCUAUAAGUGACGUUUUACUAUUGAAAACUUUUGUCUGCACUGGAUGUGGGACUGGAAAGCUCAGAUUAUUGAAGCCUCAGGUAUACUCUGCAUGGGAUGCAAAGUACAGUUCCUGGAUGGUUUUAUGUUUGGGGCCCUGCAAUUCUGUCCUGAGUUUAUAUAUCAAUGCAAACUGUACUUUAACACUGUGUCAAGACCUCCCCAACCCACCAUGUAUGUACGCACUGUGAAAGGAUUUUCCUAUUAGUCAGGUUAAAAGGAUUACAUUUUUUUCUUGCACUAUUCCAAAUGUUCUGUAGAAGCCAUGUGUCCCUUAAAGGGGUGCACCACCUGACUUAAUACCCUGGGCAAUGGCAUGGUUUGACUGCUGUCGAGCUGAUUUGGCUCUGCCUCCAACAGAGGAGUUGUCAAACUGGUUGAUGCAUGAUGACGCUGAUGUAAA